AAAUCUGAGGACGUGGCCGAGCUACGUCUCAGCCCCGUGUUUCAACGGACCGGGGUGAUUCAAACCAGACGAGCCGGCUUUGUCUGAGAAAGUUCAGGGAGUCGUGGGCUUCGGAGGCCUCAGCAGCUCUCUGUUAAAGUCACAUUUCUUUUAUUUUUCCAACAAUGUCGGGGAAAAUCAAGAGCCGGAGCGCUGCGAACGCAGACGCGGUAACAGGCGGUGUUUCCUGCGAUGAGCGCAUCUUACGGGACUGUCAUCAGCUGUACACGGAGCCGGACAGCGGGCUGAUCGCCAUGGCUGAAUCGGUUGGCGUGAAGCUUCUGCCGCCAAGGAAGAAAAUCACCGUGAUGCUGAUGGGAAACCACUCAGCUGGGAAAAGCUCCUUCAUCAACUGGUAUGUUGAAGAGCACAUCCAGCGAACAGGAGUAGCCAUCGAGACCCAGGGCUUCAGCUUUGUUACAAGCGGGCGCAAGAGAGAAUCUCUAACAGGAAACGCCACCCUUCAUCUGUAUCCACACUUCAAACCUCUGCAAGAAUUCAAAGGUGUUUCAGAGUACCUGAGCACAGAGAUCUGCACGUCGAGGCAGAAGCGGUUCAGCCUGGUGACGUUUGUUGAUUCUCCGGGGUUGGUGGACGGAGAUAUGAAGUAUCCGUUUGAUGUGGACGAGGUGAUCCUGUGGCUUGGUGAUCUCUGUGACCUGAUCUUGGUUUUCUUCGACCCCAUGGGUCAGGCUCUGUGUAAACGAACGCUCAACAUCGUGGAGAGUCUGAACGAGAAACACGGUGACCGUCUAAAAUUUUACCUGAGCAAAGCUGACGAGGCCGGAGGAGAGUGUGACAGACAGAGAGUGAUGAUGCAGAUUGUUCAGGAGCUCUGCAAACGACCAGGACUCAACAAAUGUGGCUUUGACAUGCCGACUAUCUACAUUCCUAACCCAAAUAAGCCGAGCCGCUGUGUGAACCAGAUCGAGGAGGUUUGCCGUACCGUCGAGAAAACGAUCAACCAGACGGUUCAGAACACGCUGAACUCUCUGGAGAAAGACUGUGAACUCAUCAGUGAGGCCAUCACCGACACGCUCCUAAACGACAGACAGACGAGUGCCGCUAACCGGCGUGCUCGCUGUAAAACGUGCUUCCUGACUCUGCUCGGCUUCAGCGUUCCUCUCGCUCUCAUGGUCUUGCUGGUGCUUGGCUCGCUGUCUAAAGAGCUGCUGGAGAUGGCCGUGGGCCGUAACGGCACCGAGGUGCUCUCUAUGUACCUGACUCCUGCAGUGAGAGUGUUUGACUCGUUCUCCAUGGAGCAGCAGCUGUACGGCGUCGGUGGACUCGUCCUCCUCUCCUUCCUCCUGCUCAUCAUCGCACGAUUCUCCUUCAGAACUCAGCCGACUCUGUCGGGUAAACAGAAGCGACAGCUGCAGGAGAAGCUGGAGUAUGUUCAGGAGGUGGUCAAAACCAAAAAGAAGAAGCUGUAUGAAGAGUAUCUGCGUCAGAGCGUCAGUGAUCAGGACAUGGACCUGUGAAUAAAGACGUAGCACUUCACUGUAAGAUCAGAAAUAUGCACACGGUACACUCUGGUGCUUCUGACACUGUAAACAUGUUACCUGCUAGAUCAUGUGACCUCUGAGAACUCUAAAAACACACUUUUGUUACUGAGAUCCUUCUGAUGUGAGCGUUUCUAGUCGUCCUCUGUGCCUCUGCUCCACUCAAAGAAACGUAGGCGUAUACCACUUAUGAAUAUUUAAAACUUUACAAACUAUUUAUAUUUCUUUAUCAGAGAAACUGUAUUUUGGUUAAACGGCGUACAGCACUGUUACAUGAGUCACUUUGAACCAGUUUCACCAGCAUUUUAUACCCACUUUCAGCUGCUCUGUAUCAUGAAGUUACACUUUUGGUAUUUAUCCAGAUCCAUACGGUGAAUGUCUAUGUGUUAGCCAGUACGUAGAAUAUUCUAGUAUCUGCAGAAGUCCUUUAAUGAAGGAAUCAAAUGUUUUAUCUGUGCAAACUUUUGUACUUCCUACAAUGUGACCAUGUUUUUAUUUACAAUGAACUCUAAUAAAAGUGUUUAAUACCUGAA
This is a messenger RNA of Cheilinus undulatus (humphead wrasse), 2074 nucleotides long. RefSeq lists its product as uncharacterized. Bases 165 to 1520 code for a protein of 451 amino acids. The transcript has 12 exons. NCBI's taxonomy places the organism in Eukaryota, Metazoa, Chordata, Actinopteri, Labriformes, Labridae. Gene Ontology annotation, molecular function: GTPase activity. The record is from RefSeq and is a predicted model, not a curated record.